GAUCAGCUGACUGCAGCAGGUCGCUGUCAGAGCCGCAGCUAUCCGGAUAAAAACAGGCCGCGGAGGGAGAAAUUCAGCAGAAGAGCGUUUCAGCGGAAGGAUAUGUUCCAGUAGACUCCGGGUUCUGACAGACCAGCAUCAUGUCGGGGAACAGCCUGGUAUUACCCAUAGUGCUGUGGGGCCGCACGGCGCCGACUCACUGCAUCAGCAGCCUGCUGGUGAUGGACGACUUCAGCACCAUCAUCACCGGCUGCCAUGACGGUCAGAUCUGCCUGUGGGACAUGACGCCCGAGCUGGAGAUCUGUCCCAGAGCCAUGCUGUUUGGUCACACGGCCUCCAUCACCUGUCUGUCUAAAGCCAGCGCCUGCAGUGACAAGCAGUACAUCGUCAGCGCCUCGGAGAGCGGGGAGAUGUGUCUCUGGGAUGUGAAUGAUGGACGUUGUAUUGAGUUCACCAAGCUGGCCUGUGCCCACACUGGCAUACAGUUCUACCAGUUCACCAUCGGGACGCAGAGGGAGGGCCGUCUGCUCUGUAAUGGCCAUUACCCAGAAAUCCUUGUGGUGGACGCCACCAGCCUGGAGGUGCUGUACUCGCUGGUGUCCAAGAUCUCGCCUGAUUGGAUCAGCUCCAUGAGCAUCAUCCGCUCGCACCGCACGCAAGAGGACACGGUGGUUGCCGUGUCAGUCACUGGUAUUUUGAAGGUCUGGAUCAUCACAGCUGAGGUCAGCAGGAUGCAGGACCUAGACCCAGUUUUUGAGGAGGAGUCCAAACCGAUUUACUGCCAGGGCUGCCAGAGCAUCUCCUUCUGCACCUUCACGCAGAGCAGCCUGCUGGUGGUCUGCUCCAAGUACUGGAGGGUGUUCGAUGCAGGUGACUACUCGCUGCUCUGCUCGGUGCCCAGUGAGAACGACCAGGCGUGGACCGGAGGAGAAUUCAUCGCCGCAGACAAAGUCAUCAUCUGGACCGAAGACGGCUGCAGCUUCAUCUACAAACUCCCUGCCAGCUGCCUGCCUGCCAGCGAGCACUUCCGCAGCGAUGUCGGGAAAACCAAAGAAGGCUCGAUCCCUCCGCUGGUGUACAGCAUCGCCGACCGCACCGACAAACAGACGGAGGGGGGAGGAGGUGAGGAGGAGGAGGAGGAGGUUGUGGAGGUGAUGUGCCUCCCUGCCAGCGGGUGCGACUUGGAGCUUUACACCCCAGAGCUGCAAUACCACCACCGGCCUCUAGAGGCGCCACUCCUCAUCUGUCCUCCUGUGACUCGCUUCUUCUACGGCCGCCGCGAGCCGUUCCACAAGCUGCUGAUCCAGGGUGACUCUGCCGGCCGCCUGUCGCUGUGGAGCGUCCCGGACGCCUCACCGCCACCGCAGGCCACGGCCACAGAGCUGCAGGUUUCGUCCAGCAUCAGCCUGCAGGAGGCGUUUGAUAAGCUGACCCCCGUGUCUGCAGGCAUCAUCGACCAGCUGAGCGUCAUGCCGGGAGGCGAAGAGCCCAUCAAGGUGACGGCGAGCGUCUACAUCCCGUCCCAGGGCCGGCUGGUGUGCGGGCGCGAGGACGGCAGCAUCAUCCUGGUCCCGGCCACGCAGACGGCCAUCGUGCAGCUGCUGCAGGGCGAGCACAUGCUGAGGAGGGGCUGGCCUCCUCACCGGACGCUGCGAGGUCACCGUAACAAGGUGACGUGCGUGCUCUACCCGUACCAGGUGUCUCCUCGGUACGAUCAGCGCUCGCUGGUGUCGGGCGGCGUCGACUUCUCCGUCAUCGUGUGGGACAUCUUCACCGGCGAGAUGAAGCACAUCUUCUGCGUCCACGGCGGCGAGAUCACGCAGCUCAUCGUGCCGCCGGAGAACUGCAGCACCCGGGUGCAGCACUGCGUCUGCUCGGUGGCCAGCGACCACUCCGUCGGCCUGCUCAGUCUGAGGGAGAGGAAGUGCAUCAUGCUGGCGUCCCGACACCUCUUCCCCAUCCACGUCAUCAAGUGGCGGCCGGCCGACGACUACCUGGUGGUGGGCUGCUCCGACGGCUCGGUGUACGUCUGGCAGAUGGACACAGGCGCCCUGGACCGCUGCGUGAUGGGGAUCACGGCGGUGGAGAUCCUGAACGCCUGCGACGAGCUGGCGCCGGCCACCGUGGACGCCCUGAGCCACUCGGCCGUCAACCUGAAGCAGGCCAUGACGCGCCGCAGCCUGGCGGCGCUCAAGAACAUGGCCCAGCACAAGCUGCAGACGCUCGCCACCAACCUGCUGGCCGCCGACAACGCCGACAAGCUGUACCACCUCCACGCAGUACCACCUCCACGCAGUACCACCUCCACGCAGUACCACCUCCAUGCAGUACCACCACCACGCAGUACCACCUCCACGCAGUACCACCUCCACGCAGUACCACCUCCAUGCAGUACCACCUCCAUGCGGGUGGGAGCUGGGGGCGUCGCUGUCCCAGGCGGCGGGGGCGUGUUCAGGCGGCGUCGGCUCACCCCCCCCUCCCCCCCGGGCGGUCCCCCCAUGGCGCUCUCAGACACCAGAGGGUUAUCUGGCCUCAUGGUGGUGUUGUUGAUGUGCUGUGGGAAUUUCAGCUGCUUCUCCAAGUCCACUGAGAGCUGCCAAUCUUGGGCCAUGGCCCCGCCCCCUGCUGCUCUCCUGCCCCGCCCCCGGCUGCUCUCCCGCCCCGCCCCCGGCUGCUCUCCUGUCUUUAUAAAAUCAGUUGUGCGGUUGGUGUGGUGCUCUCGGCUGCAGCUGCUGAUUCCUUUGCUGAGGCUCCUUCAACUGGUUUCUGCUUGUGGCUCCAGGCCUCCUGCUGCCUCCAGCCGACCGUCCUGCCUCACCUCCCUUCCUCCUCUGCUGCACCUCCUCCUGAAUCUGCCUCCGCUUCUCCCUCCCCUUGUACUCCUCGCCCUCUCUACCGUGGGCCACGACGCCCACUCGGUCUUUGUGGUGCAGCCGGGACUCCACAUCCAGCACCUCAGACUGGGCCGCCUGCGGCACAUGAAGAAGGCACCGGCCAGGCCUCCCAGACCAGGAACCCCGGAGACUCCUCGCCGGACGUCGGCGGCCCCUCAGCCCUCCAGCCCGGCGCUGCAGGCCCAGAUCAAACAAGCUUCUGUAGCUGCUGCAGCCAACACUGCCACCACCGCCGGGACCCCGGGGGCCCCUGGGGGGCUCUCUCAGGGGGCCCCUGGCUCCCCCGGCCCCGGCCCUGCUUCUCAUAACAUCCCCUCAGUCAACGAAGGGUGGAGCCAGCUGGCUGCCAUGCACUGUGUGAUGCUGCCUGACCUGCUGGGCCUGGACAAGUUCAGACCUCCUCUACUGGAGAUGUUGGCCAGGAGGUGGCAGGACCGCUGCCUGGAGGUACGAGAGGCCGCACAAGCUCUGUUAUUGGCUGAGCUGAGGAGGAUCGGCCAAUCAGGGCGCAAGGACACCAUCGACAUGUGGGCUCCGUACCUGCCUCAGUACGUGGACACCGUCAGCUCCCCUGGGACGUCCACAGAGCCCGCCCCACCGGCCCCGCCCACAGCUGAGCCUCAGCCAAUAGAAACCAAGGCUCCUGAGGAGGAAAUGGAUGUCACUGAUGAUGACAUCACCGCAGGCUGCCUGUCUAACCUUCCUCCCAACGCCAAGAAGAUCUCCAACUCGUACGAGGAGCGGAGGAAACAGGCCACCGCCAUCGUGCUGCUUGGCGUCAUCGGGGCCGAGUUCGGCGCCGAGAUUGAGCCUCCAAAGGGCGCGGCCCGGGCUCGGACCGGCGGCCAGGUGCCCGAGGGCUUCGGCCCGACCAGUGGCGGGUCGUCCAACUACUCCCUGGCCAGACACACAUGUAAGGCGCUGACCUUCCUGCUGCUGCAGCCUCCCAGCCCCAAGCUGCCCCCCCACAGCACCAUCCGCCGCACCGCCAUCGACCUGAUUGGCCGAGGCUUCACCGUCUGGGAGCCAUAUAUGGACGUGUCGGCGGUGCUCAUGGGACUGCUGGAGCUGUGUGCCGACGCCGAGAAGCAGCUGGCCAAUAUCACGAUGGGUUUGCCCCUCAACCCUCCCGCAGAUUCGGCUCGCUCGGCCCGCCACGCCCUCUCUCUCAUCGCCACCGCCCGGCCGCCCGCCUUCAUCACCACCAUCGCCCGAGAGGUUCACCGCUACAACGCGGCGCAGGCCAACUCGCAGUCGCAGCAGAACGUGCACACCACCACGCUGGCCCGGGCCAAGACCGAGAUCCUGCGCGUCAUCGACAUCCUCAUCGAGAAGAUGCCCGGAGACGUGGUGGACCUGCUGGUGGAGGUGAUGGACAUCAUCAUGUACUGUAUCGAAGGCUCUCUGGUUAAGAAGAAGGGCCUGCAGGAGUGUUUCCCUGCCAUCUGCAAGUUCUACAUGGUUGGUUACUGUGACCGCAGUCACCGCAUCGCCGUCGGAGCCCGUCAGGGUUCGGUCGCCCUCUACGAUGUGCGCACGGGGAAAUGCCAGAACAUUCACGGUCAUAAGGGUCCCAUCACCGCAGUGUCGUUCGCCCCUGAUGGCCGUUACUUAGCAACGUACUCCAACGCCGAUAGCCACAUCUCCUUUUGGCAGAUGAACACCAGUCUGCUGGGCAGUAUCGGGAUGUUAAACUCCGCCCCCCAGCUGCGCUGCAUCAAGACCUACCAGGUUCCCCCGGUGCAGCCGGCCUCUCCGGGCUCCCAGAACCACCUGAAGCUGGCCCGCCUCAUCUGGACCUCCAACCGCAACGUCAUCCUGAUGGCCCACGACGGCAAGGAGCACCGCUUCAUGGUCUAACAAGCCCCUCCCCCCGCCGCCGCCUCCCCCUCACACCUGCUCCUGUUUUAGGUUUCUGCUCCCGGGCCGAGCUGCUGAGUCCAACAAAAUCCAGGUUUUUGAAAAUGUAACAUCAGUUGAGGCUUUUAAAGUGAAAGUUUGCUGACGGCUGUGAAGGUUUUGGCGUGAAAAGCGUGAAGAGUGUUCAGGUGCAGAGUGCGAGGCGGCGAGGCUGCAGCUCGGCCUGGAAACGUCACGUUCUCCUCCCACAGUGAUCGUUGUUAGGAUUGUCACUCUGUAGCUGCGGCGCUAAUCUGCUCGUUUACAUCACUUCCUGUUGGAUUGUUGUUGUUGUUGUUGUUGUUGUUGAUGUUGAUGUUGAUUCAAGUUUGUUUACAGCUUUUUAGUCAUUCCUAUUUAUUAGCUGCUGCUCUUACUCAGUCAGCAUCUCAGCAUGAAAACACCCUGUCAUGACCACAGUGUGUUGGGCUUUCUCAACCAGUGAUUGUAAAUUUUAUUAUUAGUAUUAUUAUUAUCAUCAUUAUUAUUGAAUCAAAUCAGCUGCUCAUCUGUUUCUGAACCAUGUUGGCACGAGUGAAACAACCGAUUAUAACCAAUUCCUUUCUUUUUCAAUUUUAUUUAAUUUUCUUUUUUUAAGUCUUUUGCUGGAAUGAACUGUUGUUAGGUGAUCACUGUUUGUUGUUAUUAUUGAUAUGAAAUUGCAACAAAACACCCCCCCCACACACACACACCCCACCCCCCAAGCCCUCGGUGCCCCUCGACCCCGACAAGAGCAAGUACACACUUUUCACUUAGAAGUGUGUGUGUGUGUGUGUGUGUGUGUGUCGGUUUAUGCUUUCACUUUUUGGCACCUUAAAAGCUUUCCAUCCUCACCGAGCUUCACACAGAAGAGUGUGUGUGUGUGUGUGUGUGUGUGUGUGUUUACACCCAAGUGUAUUUUCACCGUUAAACAUACACAUUCUCACUUCAGACUCCUCCUCCUCCUAAAAGCCUUGCAGCUCUCAGACGCUGUCCUGCUCUGAAGCCGCUGAUGUGCUGCCAAGCUAAACGCCCAGAAAAAAAAAAAAAAAACAGCGAGCAAAAAUUAAAGAAAAUGAAAAAUUAAAAGUAUUUUAUUGUUUUUUAUUUUGUUGUUUUUUUUCCCAUGUUUGAAGUUGAUAAUGUUACCACGGGUUGUGCACAAAGACGUUUCUUGGUUAUGGAACGGCAGCCUCCAUGUAAAACACCACAGGGAAACACCAAACAGCUAUCAGCUGGCAGAGGGUCAGCGGUUACUUAGCAACAAGAGCCAACAUGGCCGUCGGUGAAAACCCAUCCAAACCAAGGAUUCCUGAUCUUAACACCAGAAUCACACUGUGGAGAGGGUUUAUGAGCACCAGGAUAGGACCCCACCGUUACUAAUAUAAUUAUUUUCAUGUUCAGAUGUUGAACCUGAAACCAGGUUGAAACCAGAUUCAUAUUAAAAAAAUGUGGACGUACGGGCAGCUUGGAGGAUGGCACAUCCAACAGGUGUCGCGAUCAGCAGCCGGGACAGUGUAGUGUUAGUGUGAAGAAACAAAUGUGUCAUUGAAAAACGUCUGAUUAGCAUUUCCUAUAAAAGUGACGUCACAUAUCAGGCUGGAGGAGCUGGAUGUGUCCGGCAGAUCCUCGUUUCUCUUUUCUUAUUUCCGUCUCUGCCGUCGGGAGUGGAGGACGGAGAGAUCGCACGGUGUCAGACGCACCUAAAGAUGAAGGUUUGCAUCUGAAACGAUGAUGAAAACCGUGUCGUUGGGGGUUUAUCUCACUGGGUCGUUGGUAACAGGCACGCCUCUCCUUUCCAAUCAGAGAUGAUUCACCCAAGUCAAUGGGACAAGAUCAUUGGUCAGAAUUCAGCCAAUCACAGCAGGUUAAGUGAAUGAAUCAUAAAGCAACAACAGCAGCUUUUUAAACCGGCCAAAUUCUUAAUAUUUUAGUUUAUUGACACUGUAAAAGUCAAGUGUAAAAUCAUGAUCAUCCCCAUCAAAUCAAAUUUAACCUCCGGGGGAACAAGAGCAGUGCUAGACCUCAGGAAUCGGGACCACAUCAUUUUUUAAAAAUGUGGAGGCGAGGGCUGGAUCCAGACCAGCAUCACUUUCACUUUCUGGAGCUUCUUUGACUGAAGGUAGAGCAGAGCGAGGUGUCUCCUCCAAGGCGUCCUGGGACGAUCCCCUUCUGGGUUCAGCCUCUACAGCCACGGUGGUCCCACCACCACUGUUCCUUCAAGUUUCAGAUGCUGCUUCCACUUCCUUGCUCAUCCCUGUGAGGAGCCUCCUCAUCCUCCUCGUCCUCCUCGAGUACCUGCAGGUGCUCCUCUGACUUCCUGAGACUGGCAGGUCGCCCUGAUGCCUUGCCAUCUGCUGCUUUGACCUCGUCUGGUUCUGCUGGUCCUCCUGAAAGCUGCAGCUCUCUGAUCCGAAUUUAUGAUUUCUCAACAAAACUCAACCGUCAAAAGUUCAGUUUAUAAAGCUCACAUUCGUCUUACUGUAUAAUUCAUAGACGUGUGAAGAAUUUGAGCUUUUUUUUAUUAUAAAGUUACAGACCCAGUUUUUUGCCACUGGAUCAGAGGUGACUGGUAUUUUUGGAACAUGUGUUUACGAUCAAGGAUUCAGACUUUAUUUAUCAUUGAAGGCAGCACAUGCCGAGCACUGCCUACAAAAAAUGAUGCAUCAUGGGUGAAGUGACCCAGAACCUCCUCUCUUGAAGCAGAAUCUUGGUCCCAGUUGCUCAUCUGGCCUCUGAGACUCUGCUGUGGUCUUUAAGGUUGUCCAGGAAAGUCCCUGGUGCCGGCCGGUCACCAGCUCCGUCACACACUCUGCUGAUGUUGGCGCAUCGAUCGUUACCCGGCAGGACUAAUUUUUCUUGCCUCAUAUCACUGAAGGUUUUCCACAUUUAGCAGUGAGAUGACACAGAUUAGUCUGAUGCCAGUGGGGUUCUGCUCUUUAGGCAUGAUGCAACCUCCAAGCAACCAGCCGGCCUUCUGUGAGUUUUUUUUUUUUUUUUUCUUCCAUGACGCUUUCAGCUUUUACAAAAAGUGACUCGCUUUGCCAGGUGGGCCACAGCUCUGAGAAACAAGACGGUUCUCCUGGUUUUUGCUGAGUUGUGGCAUCAUACCCAUCUCCUCCUCACCACAGAUCCUGGGACAGCUUCCCCUCAGGUGGUUUGAGAUGUAGAGGAAGAAGACCCUCUGUCAACUGUUGGUUUCUGUCUUUACAGUGUUCUUCAUCUCAACACCAGGUCUUAAUUUGGUCUCUGAGAAGAGAAUGUCUUCAGCUAAUUUCUCUUCCUCAGUAGAAGUACAGGAAGAAGACCCUCUGUCAACUGUUUGUCUCUGUCUUUAUGAAGUCCUUCAUCCCAGCACCAGAUCUUGAGUCGCUCCGUUUCCACAGGAAAUCCAAGCUUCCCAGUCAUUGUCUAUGUAAGCAGCCCUGCAGUGCAUUCUGGUAGUGCUUGCGCUGCAUUUUGAGAGACGGGGUUCCUCCUCAUUUGCAUAAAAUUGAGGUCUAAGCUGCUUUAUGCAAGUUAGGGGCGGCCAGCUCCAACUUGCUGGAAACUCCUGAGAAACUUUUAAACUUUUAAAGUAACUGUGGUGGAUCUGAAGUAACAACAGAAUCUGCAGCUGUAGAGUUCAUUUCUGCCUUAAAUGUUUUCACAUAUAAAAUGUAGAAAGUUACCAAAAGAGCCACCAAAGUUGGUCCAGUUUGAAAUCUGGGGAGAGGACGGCCCACUAGUGAAGCGUUCGUCCAGUCAGGUUCAGCCAGGAAGUGUUUGUGCGAUUAUAGGAGAGAGCCGCUGUCAAUCAUCACGAGUGGCCACACCCACAAGCGUCGACAAGAGGAGGAGCUCCUCCCUCGUUCUGGAUCUCGCUCCGGACGUGAAUGCGGUCUGGUUGCGUCGCUCGUCCGCUGUGGUUUUGGCCGUAGUUUCUGUCGCGUUCGCAUCGUGUCGCUCGGUGUCCUGCCUCGUUCCUCCAGGUUGUCCUCCUCCCACGCUGCUCCCAUCUGCUCUUCAGGGCCAUCUCUAGAUGUAAAUGUGCAUAUAUAUAUGUGUAUACACAGAUAUAGAUCUAUUGACAUCAUCAUUAAAGCUGUGUAAUGUAGCCUUGGUGUUGAUCUUGUACAGUGCUUGUCUGUCCUGUGUGCUGUAUUUAUUAUGGCUAGCUGUUUAGGUGAGUGAGUUGCUUGAUGAAGUAGAAGAAAAUUAAACUUUGACAUGUUGA
Messenger RNA from Myripristis murdjan (pinecone soldierfish), 8988 nucleotides. RefSeq names its product WD repeat domain 7 (gene wdr7). Lineage: Eukaryota; Metazoa; Chordata; Actinopteri; Holocentriformes; Holocentridae. Gene Ontology annotation, molecular function: protein binding. Gene Ontology annotation, cellular component: cytoplasm. The record is from RefSeq and is a predicted model, not a curated record. Bases 141 to 4754 code for a protein of 1537 amino acids. The transcript is spliced from 33 exons.